AUCGAAGCAAGUCACAGCUCUACUAAUCGUGGCUUGCUCAUAUCUAUCUACCUGCUUGCUAUUUUGGAAUUGUGAUUAGUUUUUUGUUUUUAUUUAAUUGAGCUAUAAGUUUAAAGUGUGUUGUUAUUUUUAAACAAUUGACUCGACGAAUUUCCCUCAAAUCGAAAAUGUGCCUUUAGUCGUGUACACAACGGCAACUAGAGAAGUUUCCACUAAUUUCGACCUGAAGCUUAGAAACUGGAAACCAAACCAAGUCACGAUGUCAACAAAUAGCAGGCUACUAAUAUGUUGGCUAAUGCAAUUGUUGUUGUUGGCAACGAUUAAGGCACAACUGCCCAAUGACCUGCAACAACAACAACAACAACAGCAGCAGCAACAACAAUUGCUGCCGGGUCAACAGCAACAACAACAACCGCAAGGAUAUCAGCCCACUUAUAACAAGGACUAUUCACCUCGUUAUAAUCCACUUUAUACGGGUCAACAGCAAAAUCCCGAAAAUACACAAUACGAGAAUCCAUUGCUGGACUUUAAUAACCAACCAGGCAAUCCCAAUUAUGGUGGCGGCGCUGUCAAUCCCAAUAACUACAACAACUACAACAAUUAUGACAGCAAUCGGCCGUUAAUGGGCGGUGGCAGCAACGUAGGCGGUCCUGGCAGCCUUGGUGGCAAUCUGGGCCCACAAUACGAUCCCUUUAAUCGCAAUAGUGUGACUGGAAAUGUCGGGAAUGGACUCGGCUAUCGGGACAUGUUCACAGAUGAGGACAACUUUUGUCCUGAACACUGGGUUUCCUACAGACAGACUUGCUAUCGCUUCAUACGCUCACCCAAACGCAACUGGGCUGAGGCCAAAAAGAUCUGCAAGGCCUACACGGCGGAUCUGAUCAAUGUGGAUAAUGUGGAGAAGCAUGCGUUCAUUUUGAAGAAUCUCAUAAUGCAGAAUCAGCGACAAAAUCGUUUCUUCAUCUCGGCACGACAAUCGGGUCCCCAGAGUUGGGUUAAUGAUGACAACUCGCAGUUGCUGCAGAUGGAGGAUUCAUUUGCCUUCGACGAGCAGCUGGCGCUGGAGAACGAGGAUCUCAUUGACAAUCGCUUCCUGGUGCAAAAUGAUAUAAGCAAUAGGAACUUUAAUAAUCCCAAUAGUCAAUACUACAACACCAUGACGGGCACAACAAAUAUCAAUCAACGCAAUCAAAACAAUUUACGCGGUUACUUUGGUCCCAAUCAGCCCUAUGGUGAUAAUGGAUAUUUACGGGAUCGUGUCGUUUAUGCUUAUUCAAAGAAACGCGAUCGCUGGAUGUUUAUGCCGGCAUAUGAAAUUGAAUUGAAUCUCUUUAUCUGCGAGUCCAAGGCACUUUACAGUCCAGACAAUGUAUACACCAAGUUGGACGAUAAGCGUCCUUAUGAUUAUGGUCUGGAUGUGCGCGACUUGGAGCGAAUACCACGUGGCCCUUACUUUGUAAGGCAACCGAAUGAUACAACUUUUGAUGUGAACAAGAAUCGUCUGAUUGACGAUAUUUCUCUCAGAUGUUUGGCCGGUGGAUUCCCAACGCCCACCUAUGAAUGGUAUCGUGAAGUUUAUGUGAACGAUACGCUUGAAUAUCAUCGAAUUGAUCCAUUGACGGAGGAUCGUUAUACCAUAUCGGGUGGCAAUCUGAUUAUAUAUAAACCCAAGCAGGCCUUGGAUCAGGGAUCUUAUCAUUGCGUGGCUCAGAACAAAUUUGGAAGCGUGCGUUCCGAGAGUGCUCAUCUAAAUUUUGGUUUCAUCAUGGAGUUCAAUCUGAAGCGUUCGGUGGAGACAAGUGAAAUGAAUUGGGGCAAAUCAAUAUUCUGUGAUCCACCUCAACAUUAUCCGGCCAUUAAAUAUUAUUGGGCACGUGACUAUUUUCCCAAUUUUGUGGAGGAAGAUCAGCGCGUGUUCGUCUCGCACGAUGGUGCCCUGUACUUCUCCUUCAUUGAGACUGUGGAUCGUGCCAAUUAUUCGUGUACUGUGCAAACGACUGUCUCCGACACGGGACGCAAUGGACCUUUCUUUCCACUACGCGUCACUCCCAACAGUAACUAUCAGGCGUUGAUCUUUGCCAAUACCUUUCCCAAGGCAUUUCCAGAGGCACCUGUAGCCGGCGAUGAGAUUCGUUUGGAGUGCAUGGCCUUUGGUUAUCCCAUACCAUCAUACAAUUGGACGCGAGAGGGACUACCUCUACAGCGCAACGCCUACAUAACGAGUUAUGGGCGCGUGCUCAUCAUUAAGAAUGCAACCAUCAAUGAUAAUGGACAAUACACUUGCAGCAUUACAAAUCCACGCAAGACUCUUGUGAAAUCCAUUUAUAUCAAUAUUCAAAUGCGUCCCGAGUUUACCAUUCCGCUCAAGGACAUGAUCAAGGACUACAACAGCGAUGUGACUUUCAUUUGUGAAACCUUUGCCAUUCCCGAUGCCAACUAUACGUGGUACAAGAACGCUGAACGUCUCGAUCCCUUGACUAUCAAUCGUGAUCGUUAUGUUAUACAGGACAAUGUGCUGACUAUUAAGUUCCUGGAGAAGGACAAGGACGAGGGCAUGUAUCAGUGCGGUGCAACGAAUCAGCUCAAGACAUCCUUCUCGUCUGCUCAGUUGCGUGUGCUCUCCAUGAAACCAUCAUUCAAGAAACAUCCACUCGAAUCCGAAAUCUAUGCUGUCUACAAUGGCAACACGACCAUUGUGUGUGAUCCCGAGGCUGCACCGCGUCCUAAGUUCCAAUGGAAGAAGGAUGGUCAAGUGCUAGGAUCUGGUGGACAUCGGCGCAUUCUUCCCAGCGGCACACUUAUCAUUUCACCCACGUCUCGCGACGAUGAGGGCAUGUAUACGUGCAUUGCAUCCAACCAGGCGGGCGCAGAUGAAUCCCAUGCUCGAGUUAUUGUUCUACAGGAAAUUCGCUUUAUUCAGACGCCACCACAGAGAAUUGUAUCCAGGGAGCACGAUAUUAUCUAUUUCCAUUGCGAGGCGGCCUUCGACGAGCUGCUGGAUAUUGCGUAUGUAUGGAAGCACAACGGCGAGAUACUACGCAACAAUCACGACGGCACUCAACGCAUUAUUGUGGACUGGAACAGCUUGACGGUGCACAACAUCACAAUGCGUGAUGCUGGAGAUUACGAAUGCGUUGUGCAGUCAUCCGUGAAUGAGAUAAGCACCAAGACUAAUGUGAUUAUUGAAGGCGCUCCUGGUGCACCCGGUGGUGUCCAAGUAGUUGACAUUGGCAAGACCAAGGCCAUUAUUGAAUGGGUAGAUGGCGUGAACAAUGGACGACCUAUAAGAUAUUACAAUAUUUUGGGUCGCACCAAUUGGAAUCGCACCUGGGUGAAUGUUUCCACGCAUGUGCAGGCGACUGAGGUGGAUCGUUAUACAUCCCGCCAGCAGGCAGAGGUUAUCAAUCUGACACCCUGGUCCUCCUACGAGUUUAGCGUGACGGCUGUAAAUGAUCUUGGCAUUGGAACACCAUCGGCACCUUCGCCAAUCUACAGUACAAACGACGAUAAGCCGUACAUUGCACCACGGAAAGUUAGUGGAGGAGGCGGUAAGAUUGGUGAUCUUACCAUUACCUGGGAGCCGUUGUUGCCACAGGAACAGCACAGUCAUGGCAUACAUUACAAGGUCUUUUGGAAGUUAAAGGGCGCCUUAGAAUGGGCAUCGGACUUUAUUAUAAAAAAAGAUAAUGCUGGCAUUGCCGUUGUCAACAUUCCACUCAACAAUUACUACACCGAGUACGAAGUGAAGGUGCAGGCAAUCAAUAGCAUGGGCAAGGGACCAGAGAGCGAAACCGUUGUUAUACACUCAGCUGAGGAUAUGCCACAAGUGGCACCGCAGAAACCCUUCGCUCUGGCAUACAAUUCCACCUGCUUUAAUGUAUCUUGGAGUCCCAUUGACAUGUCACGUGAAAAUAUUCGUGGCAAGCUUAUUGGACACAGGUUGAAGUAUUGGAAGACUGAGCAUCAGGAAGAGGAUGCCGUUUACUAUUUGUCGCGUACCACACGAAACUGGGCAUUAAUUGUGGGUUUGCAGCCGGACACGUAUUACUUUGUUAAGGUCAUGGCCUACAAUGCGGCAGGAGAAGGUCCAGAGAGCGAACGUUUCGAAGAACGCACAUAUCGCAAGGCUCCACAGAAGCCGCCGUCUUCAGUGCAUGUCUUUGGUAUUAAUCCGUCUACGAUACGCGUUGUGUGGCGUUAUGUGUCGCCAGCGCAGGAUGAGGAGCCCAUUGAGGGCUAUAAGGUGCGCAUUUGGGAGACGGAUCAGAAUAUGAUCACUGCGAACAAUACCAUUGUGCCUGUUGGAGAGAAACUAGAGUCCUACAUAAACACCCUUACACCCGGUAAGAGCUACAACAUGCGAGUGCUCGCCUACAGCAAUGGUGGCGAUGGCCGCAUGUCCAGUCCAACGCUACGCUUCCAAAUGGGCAAGACGACUCGCAAUGCAGCGAAUACACGACAUGGCCAUAACAUCAAUACAGCAUUGAUCAUGAGCGUGUUGUUGUUUAUUACCACCUUUUUCUUUACCAAUGCCAAUAAUUAGAAUGAACAGCAAUUAAUUAGGCAGUAAGUUUUCUAAACCGUCCAGGAGAUGCAAAGCGCACAGCUUUACAACACCAUACACAAAACUUCAAAGUCUCGUUUAGAUGAAAUAUCAGCAAAACAUUCCGUCUUUAUAAUUAUAGAGUAAUCUCAGCGAAUUGAGCAUAUGCAAAAUACAACUACAGGCAGAGAUAAGAAAGUGACCUUAUAUACAAAUAAGUAGAGCAUAUGAAUUAAAAACAAGAAAAACCCAAAAAACAAAUUUUUAUAAAUAUUUUUCGAGCAUAGUAUAUAUAUGAAUAUGUAUGUUUUUUCUUUUGACUUAACAACGAACGAAUAUUGUACAUUAGCAAUAAGCAUAAACCCGUCCCUUAUCUGUUUUGUUUCAUCUUAAUUUUAUAUGAAUUUUUCUAGUACAUAUUAAUUGUACAAUGUAUUAAAUAUAAUUGUGUCCAUUAUACAAAUCUUACAAGCUGCUAUUUUAUAAUAAAAAAGAAAGAAAA
Molecule: messenger RNA, 5045 nt
Organism: Drosophila innubila
Lineage: Eukaryota; Metazoa; Arthropoda; Insecta; Diptera; Drosophilidae
Gene: Cont
Product: contactin
Exons: 8
Coding region: 260-4543 (1427 amino acids)
Biological process (GO): dendrite self-avoidance; homophilic cell-cell adhesion; axon guidance
Cellular component (GO): plasma membrane; axon
Molecular function (GO): cell-cell adhesion mediator activity
Source: RefSeq, a predicted model, not a curated record